GGUCCCGCCCCUCGGAAUGACGUCACCUUUUCCUCGGAGGAACUUCUUUCUCACCUAAAGGGUAAAGGGGUUUCGCGCGUGACAGACAAGGCGCAAGCGCAGACCGCUUAGUCCAGCCCGAUCUGGUCUAUCUCUUUCGCGCUCGGACGCUGCUUGCUCGAUGCACCUGCAGCCGGAAGGGUGCUUCGAGAUCUGAGUCCGCACUGCCUCUUCCCACUCGUUUUACAGUGGAAGUAACUGAGUUGGGGGGGAGGGGGGAGGAGAAGGAGGAGACGGUGACCAACCCAUGGUCACGCAGCCGGGCUUGGGCCUGAGCGUCCCCAUGAUGGGGCGGGGAUGUGAGCUUCUCCCUGUCUGGAUGCACCCUGUUUUACAUAGGAGGAAACUGAGUCCCACGUGAUUCUGAGGUCAGCCCCCAGGCUCGGGCUCCGACUGGCCUGACCGACAUGCACUUGAUUAUUGCCAACCGCGUGCUGAGAAUCCAACCACAACAUCAAACGAGCCCUUAUUAACUGCCUCCUGUGUGCCUGUCAUUGUACUGAGCGAUAGAGACUCAAAGAAACAACAGUGAAGGUCCCUGCUCUCGGGCCUUACAACCUAAAGUCCAAACUAAAUAUUUUCGGGGUAGGUGGGAGGUGAUUUCACAGGGAAGGUCCUUACCUUAAGGGGACUGGAAAAGGUUUUUGUAGAAGGCAGCAUUUCUGGCUGGGACUUGGAGAGAAUAUUUAGUUCAGCAGUCAGAAUUCAUGGAAUGAAAAACUAAACCGGCCCCAAAGGGGUUUAUGUUCUAUUGAAUACCAACAGUAUCUAAGUAGAACAAAAUAAAAAGUAAAUUCAAGAUAACUUGGAGGGAGGGGCAGCUAGGUGGCGCAGUGGGGAGAGCACCAGCCCUGAAGUCAUGAGGACCUGAGUUCAAAUCUGCUCUUAGACACUUAACACUUCCUAGCUGUGUGACCCUGGGCAAGUCAUUUAACCCCAAUUGCCUCAGCCAAAAAACCAAACAAACAAACCAAAAAGAACAAGAUAACUUGGAGGGGUGAGGGUAGAAAUCAAGAAAAUCCUUACUUAGGAGAUAACUGGUACACAGACUUGAGGGAGGUAUAGCUCAGGAAUAGGGGAGAGCCUGUCUUAAAGGCAUAGAAAGGGAAAGCACUGAGUACAUCUUGGCUAAAAUGAUACAGUGUAUGAAGGGGAAGAAUCGUGACAAUAAAUCUGGAAUGAGCCAAAUUGUGAAGGCUUCAAAUGUAGUUUCAAUCUAUUGUCUAAGAAAAGUUCACAGGAUCUCCUGUGUUAGAAAAGAUCCUGUAUAUAGUCCCAUCCAUAAUUAAGAAGGAAUCUUUCUAGAGCAAUAGAAACAAGUGGACAGCAUUCUUUUUAAUAGCUUGUUGGCCUUGUGAAUAAAAUGAUUAAAUUGUCCCCAAAAAAAGAAAGAAAGAAAAGAAAGAAACAAAUGGUCAGAUCUCCCUCCAAUCUCUACUUGAAGAGCAAAGCUCUUCUGUGGGAGAGCUCACUGCUUUAUGAGGUAAUUUUUCACCUUUGUUGGUAGUUAUAUUGAGCUUCUGUGUUUUUCUGCAAGCUUUUGCUCAGCAUUCAGAAACUAAAUAGAACAAGACUGAUCUCAUGACCAAUAUUUAGAAAGAUGGAUAAAGCACUUACUAUGUGACAAGCACUGUGUUAAAUACUGAGUGUAGUAAAUGCAAUUCAAGCAAAAAAUUCCUAUUUUUACAUGCUAAUGGGAAUGACAAAAAAUAAAAGGGAUGAAAGAUAGGUGGAUACCCAAUUUUAUAUGGAGUGGGGGAGAAGAGGAAGCAGGAACCAAGUCUUAAGUUCCUAUAGCUAACCUGAAUGCUUCCUGAAAUGGAGGAUUAGAGUAGUCACUAAUAAUUUGGAGUCUGCUACCAUCCCUAAUUUAAACUUUUUCUCCAGAGCUAAGCAUCAGUAAUUUUUCCAGUCUUCCUAUAGUAUCUAUUUAAGCCACUUCACCUUCCUGGUGGCUCUCCUGUGAAAGUUUUAGCUCAUUAAUAUUUUUCCUAAAAUGUAGUAAGUACCCAAAAUUGAAAUCAGUAUUUUAGAUCAGGGAUUAUCAACCAGAGGUCCACAUACACUCAGGGGAUAUAAGAAAUUUCUCAAGGGGGAAUGUUAUGGGAAAUAUUUGGUAAGUAACUAUGGUAUACUGUUGAAAUUAAUUAAUCUCUUUAUUUUUUAUUUGUGUUAACGUAGGGUAGCUGGGUGGCACAGUGGAUAAAGUGCUGGUUGGGCCUGAAAUCUUCCUAUGUUCAAAUCCAGCCUCAGACACUUACUAGCUGGGUGACUCUGUUUGCCUCAGUUCCUCAUCUGAGGAAUGAACUGGAGAAGGAGAUGGCAAACUAUUCCAGUACCUUUGUCAAGAAAACUCCAAAUGGGGUCACAAAGAGUUGAACAUGACUGAAACAACUAUUAACACAAGAUAUAUGUAUAAUAACCCUGCAUGACUGGGAUGCUGGACAACUUCUACCUGCUGCUGAGAGACCCUUAACUAAGGACCUAGGACUGACUGACUAGUUUCAACAUCCUUCAGAGCAAACUAAGAUCUGACACCUGAAAAGAUCCUAGAACACUGAAAAGACUUUCAGAGCUGGAAAGCAUGAGGAGGCUGAAACUUCUGCUUUUCCUGAUACAUUGUGGAGUCACAAGGGCCAUUCCAGGUCAAUUCUGGCACAUCUCGGACCUGCACCUUGACCCAGAUUAUGAUGCCUCCCGUGAUCCUCUCCAAGUGUGUCCAUCAGCAGGUUCCCAGCCUGUGUCCAAUGCAGGUGUGUGGGGGAAUUAUCUCUGUGAUGCUCCCUGGAUCCUCAUCAACUCUUCCAUUUAUGCCAUGAAGGCAAUCUUGCCCAGCCCGGACUUCAUUCUCUGGACCGGCGAUGACACGCCUCACGUCCCUAAUGAGAAACUGGGAGAAGAAGCCGUGUUGAAAAUAGUGAAACGCUUGACGGAGCUCAUUCAAUUAGUAUUCCCAGAUACUAAAGUCUACGCUGCUUUGGGAAACCAUGAUUUCCAUCCCAAAAACCAGUUUCCAGCUGGAAGCAACAAUAUAUACAACCAAGUAGCAGAAUUGUGGAGGCCGUGGCUCAAUAAUGAAUCGAUCUCUCAGUUCAAAGAAGGAGCUUUCUAUACAGAGAGAUUGCCUGGGCCAAACAGGACUGGGCGGGUCGUAGUUCUCAACACCAAUCUGUACUACAGCAGCAACGAGCAGACAGCCGACCUAGAUGACCCCGGGAGCCAGUUUCAGUGGCUGGAUGAUGUGCUGACCAAUGCAUCCAGAGAAGGAGAAAAGGUGUAUGUUAUUGGCCACGUGCCUCCUGGCUUCUUUGAGAAGACCCGAAGCAAAGCCUGGUUCCGGCCCAGCUUCAAUCACCGCUACAUGGAAAUCAUCAGGAAGCACCAUGGUGUGAUAGCCGGCCAGUUCUUUGGUCAUCACCACACUGACAGUUUCCGGAUGUUUUAUGAUGACAAAGGCAGCCCCAUAAGUGUCAUGUUUCUAGCUCCUGGGGUGACUCCCUGGAAAACAACACUUCCUGGGGUGAACAAUGGAGCUAAUAAUCCCGGGAUCCGAGUCUGGGAUUAUGAUCCAGUCACUCUACAACUUCAGGACAUGGUGACUUAUUAUUUAAACCUCACCCAGGCCAACCUGCAGGCCCCAAGGUGGGACCAAGAAUACCGACUGACAGAAGCCUUUCAGGCCCGGGACGGCUCAGCAGCCUCCAUGCAGCAGGUGCUGGACCACAUCACGCGGGAUAACCGGGCCCUGCAGAGAUACUACCAGUACAACUCUGUCAGUUAUGACUUGGACCCUUGUGACCAGGACUGCCGGGCAGAGCACCUGUGUGCCAUGAGGGAGGUGGACUUUGCAAACUAUGAAAGGUGCAUCAAGGUGGCGGGCUCCGCUUGUGGCCUGUCAGGGCCCCUGCUCUUCCUCUGCCUGAUGAUGGGGCUUCACUUGAUCCGAGCCCUGGCUCCUCAGUAGAAGAGAAGCAUUGUGGGGAGAGGGCCCAGAGCAGACACAAGCUGAGGCCGAAAGCUGCAGGGCUGCUGGGGAGUCAGGGGCACGUGUGGAAAGAGCAGUGGACUGAGAAAGCCCUUCGACCCUGGCCCUCCCCCCUCCCAAUCCCCUCUCCAGUAAUCUGCCAUUCAGGGACAGGGCUCUCCUUGCAGUACCUCAAAGAAGGGAGGAUUUAUUCAGCUCCUCUGUGUGCCUACCAUGUGAGUGACUAUUGUGCUAGCCCUUGACACAUCUUCCAUUUGAUCCUCACAACCACCCUGGGCGGGAGGCGUUAUUAUUCCCAAUUAAAAGGAGACUAAGCAGACAGAAGUAAAUCGGGCCCACUCAGCUAAUAAGUGUCUGAGGCAGGUUUGAACCUCAGGGCUUCCUGACUGCAGGCUUCAACCCAGAGGCCAGGACCCUGCCUGGGCCCUUUUCUGGACUCCAGGCUUUGGCUCUGUGCCUUAAGCCUGAAAACCUCUUCCUCUUCUCCACUUCCGGCUGUCCCUAGCUUCCUUCAGAUCUCAGCCAAAACGGCAUCUUUGGGGAAAGUCGUGUCUUGUUUGCCUCCAGGGCCUUUUAUCUUCUGAUUCCCAGGCUUAAGCCUGCGGGCCUGCACAUAGUAGGUGUUUAAUAAAUGCUUGUGGAUUUGACUGAC
Messenger RNA from Antechinus flavipes (yellow-footed antechinus), 4676 nucleotides. It is a transcript of the gene SMPDL3B, whose product is annotated as sphingomyelin phosphodiesterase acid like 3B. Lineage: Eukaryota; Metazoa; Chordata; Mammalia; Dasyuromorphia; Dasyuridae. Gene Ontology annotation, biological process: sphingomyelin catabolic process. The transcript has 10 exons. Bases 2624 to 4003 code for a protein of 459 amino acids. Gene Ontology annotation, molecular function: sphingomyelin phosphodiesterase activity. The record is from RefSeq and is a predicted model, not a curated record.